GUCAGCGCACGUUCCCGCGGGUUUGGAGGCGGGAAUCAUGGACUCCGCCCCCCUGUUGUCCCGGGCGCGCGCCCCACUCAGCAGAGCAUCCGUCGCCCGCCUCUUAUCCUGUGAAGUCAGACACUGAAGCGGCCGCCAUUUUGCGCGGCUGCUGGAGAAACCGGGGCAGAGAGCCAAAAAAUAUUUACCGUCGCCAAACAGCGGAGAAGAAAGACACGAUUCUCUUUCUUCAAUUCUUUGCUGUCUUUCUUUGUUUUCUUUCAGUGUAAACAGAUACCAGCGUCUUUUUAUUGGUUGCCUACAGGAUUGGUUGUUCCCUUCUGCUUAUUAAAGGAUAUACUGCAGCUGGCUACUGUUUGUUGCUGCAUGCCUGUGUCUUUGGUCUAGCAACGUGCUUCUGAGAGGACUUGGAAACUGGUGUGUUGUUCAGCGCAGCAUGGCUGUGGUCAUCCGCUUGCAAGGUCUGCCAAUUGUGGCGGGGACCAUGGACAUUCGCCACUUCUUCUCUGGAUUGACCAUUCCUGAUGGUGGCGUGCAUAUUGUAGGGGGUGAACAGGGUGAGGCUUUCAUCGUUUUUGCCACUGAUGAAGAUGCCCGGCUUGGUAUGAUGCGCACAGGCGGCUCAAUCAAAGGGUCAAAGGUUUCGUUAUUACUGAGCAGUAAAACCGAAAUGCAAAAUAUGAUUGAGCUUAGUCGUAGGCGGUUUGAAACUGCAAAUGUUGAUGUACCGCCUGCAAACUCUAGCCGUCCUGUACAGCCUACUAAUUCCGGGAUGACCAGUAGCUCUGCGAGAGUAAAUGUGCCGACGACAGUACCUAGUUUCAGUAGUCCUCCUACUAGCACGGUCUCUACUGUUACCUCUGUUCUCGAAAGCAAUAAGAAUGUGCCUACAUUCUCAACAGCUAAUAUUGGAAAUGCCCAAUCAAACUUAGGUGCAGCCUUCUGUAACCCAACAUAUACUUCUGCGAUGCCUAGCACAGCUACUCCUCUUCCUGCAGUACCACCACCACCUAUUCCGCCGAUGCCUACAAUGCCAGCCUUGCCUCCCAUGCCUUCCAUUCCACCUAUGCCUGUUCCUCCUCCUGUACCCGCCUUGCCUCCUGUUCCACCUGUUCCUCCAAUACCUCCUGUACCUCCAGUGCCACCCAUGACCCCGCUUCCUCCGCUGUCUGGGUUGCCUUCCAUGAAUCCACCCGUGGGACCGCUGCCUUCUGGAAUGAAUGGAUCUGGUUCCUCUAUGAAUAGUUCUAUGAAUCCAAUGUUUCUUGGGCCUGUAAAUGCAAUGCAGUUAAAUUCUCCAGGUGCGAUGAAACCGCCUCAUAUUAAUCACGAUGAUCCGUAUGUAUGCCUCCAGGGCUUGCCACUCCCUAUCUCAGAAAAUGACAUCAAGGACUUUUUUCACGGGUUAAGAGUUGACGGUGUGAUUAUUUUGAAAGAUCCUAUGGGUCGUCCCACUGGUAAUGCAUUAGUGAAGCUUCUCACUCCGCAUGACACAUUCGAGGCUCUGAAAAGGAAUAGAAUGCAUUUGGGACAGCGUUUUGUUGAAGUCGGUCCCGCAUCUGAGAGACAGUGGGUUGUUUCUGGGGGUCACAUUCUAAAACACAAUAUAGGUCAUUCUGGACAUCCUAGUCUGAUGCAGCAAUCUCUGUCUAGCUCCAAAUCUCCCGGUGCCCAGCGGCGUUCCAGGUCCAGAUCCCCGCACGAACAUGGCUUCUGUAUUUAUCUAAAAGGUUUACCCUACGAGGCAGAGAACAAACACGUUAUAGAUUUUUUCAAAAAGCUAGAUAUUGUUGAAGACAGCAUCUAUAUAGCCUACGGCGCAAAUGGCAAAGCGACCGGCGAAGGUUUUCUGGAGCUGAGGAAUGAGGUCGACUAUAAGGCUGCGCUGUCCCGCCACAAACAGUACAUGGGAAGCCGUUUCAUUCAAGUUCACGCCAUAAGCAAAAAAGGCAUGCUAGAAAAAAUAGACUCCAUUCGUAAAAAAUUGCAGGGCUUCAAAUAUGUUGAUCGUAAAGACGGCUCUAUGGAUGCGGACUCAGAGAAACGGGGGCCCCGGCUAUGGGGGCAUCUGUCAAAUUUACCCUACAGUAUCACAAGGAAAGACGUGCAUCAGUUUUUCCUUCUGGAAGGGAUUGUCGUUGAGGAGAACAGUAUCCAAAUACUUGCAGACAACAACGGGCAGGGUCUAGGACAAGCCCUCGUUCAGUUUAGGAAUGAAGAAGAUGCUCAUAAUUCUGAGCGCCUUCAUCGCAAAAAGCUGAACGGCAGGGAUGCCUUUUUGCAUUUAGUGAGCGCAGACGAAAGGAAGGAAAUUGAGAGCCACCCCCCGGUGCAAGGUAGAAAAGGGUAUAAAAUGCAGAGUUAUUCCAACCCCCCGUCUGCAGGGAUCAGUUCUGGCGGAGAGGAGUUCUUCAUGAGUAGUUUAAAAGAAAAUAAAAACGGUCCGCAUUUUAACUUCCCUGGUAACUAUGCAGGACCUACCAAUCCAUUUGGCCCUCCUGGGCCACCCCCUGUAAUGGGCAGCAACUUUGUAGACCAGAGACCCCCACCGCCUGCCACAACUAAUGUAGCAAAUUCUCCUUUGGAUCCCCAAGGAUUUGGCAGCGGUCCCAAUUUCAGUGGGGCGGCCUCUGCUUUUGGAAACGGACCCCCGCCUUUUGGAAAUGCGCAGUCGAAUGCAAAUAUCCCCCCUAAUUUUAAUGCUGGCCCACCCACGUUAGGAGGCGGUCCAGGUGUCUUAAAUGCCCCUCCUGGAUUUGGGCCUGGAAACAUGCAGCUCGGUGGCCCUCCCAGCUUUAGCACAGGCUCCGGAAAACCAGGGCCAACUGUAAUCAGGAUCCAAAACAUGCCCUUUACGGUGUCGGUAGACGAGAUCUUAGACUUCUUCUAUGGCUAUCAGUUAAUCCCUGGCUCUGUGUGCCUUAAGUUUAGUGAAAAAGGCAUGCCGACGGGAGAAGCCAUGGUUGCGUUUGAAUCCCGAGAUGAGGCCAUGGCGGCCGUAGUUGAUUUAAACGACCGACCCAUCGGCUCCAGAAAAGUCAAACUCCUGUUAGGAUAGCGCCUUCCAUCCUGAUCGUAUAG
This is a messenger RNA of Spea bombifrons (plains spadefoot toad), 3081 nucleotides long. Its product is annotated as copine-1-like. The record is from RefSeq and is a predicted model, not a curated record. Gene Ontology annotation, biological process: positive regulation of tumor necrosis factor-mediated signaling pathway; regulation of RNA splicing; cellular response to calcium ion. NCBI's taxonomy places the organism in Eukaryota, Metazoa, Chordata, Amphibia, Anura, Pelobatidae. The transcript is spliced from 4 exons. Gene Ontology annotation, molecular function: calcium-dependent phospholipid binding; RNA binding. Gene Ontology annotation, cellular component: nucleoplasm; plasma membrane; ribonucleoprotein complex. Bases 437 to 3058 code for a protein of 873 amino acids.